Messenger RNA from Leptonychotes weddellii (Weddell seal), 1182 nucleotides. RefSeq names its product growth differentiation factor 15 (gene GDF15). Lineage: Eukaryota; Metazoa; Chordata; Mammalia; Carnivora; Phocidae. The record is from RefSeq and is a predicted model, not a curated record. Gene Ontology annotation, molecular function: cytokine activity; growth factor activity. Gene Ontology annotation, cellular component: extracellular region.
GCUAGCACUGGCAUGCCUGGACAAGGACUGACACCACCAUGCGGCUCUCCAAUGCUGCUGAUGAUGCUGACGUUCUCGUGGCUGCCUUCGGGAGGCGCCCUGUCUCUGGCCCAGGAGCACCUCCCGGUCUUUUCGGGACCCUCAGACGCGCACUCCAGCACGGAUGUCUCCAGAGUCCAGGAGUUUCGGAAACGCUACGAGCACCUGCAGACCAGGCUGCGGUUGAACCAAAGCUGGGCUGAUUCAAACCCUGACCUCAUCCGUGCAGCUCAAGUCCGGAUACUCACUCCAAAGCUGCGACUUGGACCGGGCGGCCACCUGCACCUGCGCAUCGCCCGGGCCGACCUGACUGAGGGGCUCCCCGUAUCCUCCCGCCUGCAUCGGGCGCUCCUCAAGCUGUCCCCGACGGAGCCGAGCUCGUGGGACGUGACUCGGCCGCUGCAGCGUCAACUCAGCCUUGGAGGUUCCCGGGCGCCCACACUACGCCUGCGACCGUUGCCUCCGUGGGACCGGUUGGGAGCGACGUUGCCUUCUGCACGUCCCCAGCUUGAGCUGCACUGGCGGCCACGCGCGGCCAGGGGGCGCCGCAACGCGCAUGCGCACGCCGGGGACGGUUGCCCCCUCGGGGAGGGGCGCUGCUGCCGCCUGCAAAGCCUGCGCGCGUCGCUCGAGGACUUGGGUUGGGCCAACUGGGUGGUGGCGCCUCGCGAGCUAGACGUGCGCAUGUGUAUUGGCGCGUGCCCAAGUCAGUUCCGAUCGGCUAACACGCACGCGCAGAUGCAGGCGCGCCUGCACGGCCUGAACCCCGACGCCGCGCCUGCGCCGUGCUGCGUGCCCGCCAGCUAUGAGCCGGUGGUGCUCAUGCACCAAGACAGUGAGGGUCGCGUGUCGCUUACGCCCUUCGAUGACCUUGUGGCCAAGGACUGCCACUGCGUAUGAGCGGUCCUAGUCUUUCACUUACGGCUCGUGAUCAGAGAUCCUUGCCUGUCGAAUGGGCUUGUGGGACCUGAGAUGCCCGAUUCCCACCACUGCUGUCUACCCCGUCCCGCUCAAACCUCUGUAUUUAUAAGUUUGUAUUUAUUAUUAAUUUAUUGGGAUGAUCUCCCUGGGGACUGGAGGGCUAGGGAGGGCUGGUCUGACGGUGUACACUUAUUUAAACUGUGGUAAUAAAAAUGAAGUUGU